GAUUGCCUGGCCAUGCUACUAGCUAUUGUGCAGCCAUGCCUGAAGUAAGAUGCAAUAAUUGUGGUGGCCAUGUAUCUGGCAGAAAUGGAUGGUUUCAAAAAACAAGCUGGAUAGAUAAAUGUAAUGAUUGUCAGGCAAAAGAAUAUGAAGAGCAGCGGAGGAUUAAUGAGGCAAACAUUCAGCAGAGGAGGGAUGAAUUACAAGCUCAAAUGGAAAGACAUAGAAAAGAAAUGGAGUUGGAGAGGGAAAAGGCUCAAAAUGAGAGGGAACGGAAGCGACUCGAAAUUGAAUCAGCAGAAAAGUUAAAAGAGUUGCAGUUGAGAGCUGAUCAGGAAAUAGAAAAGAUGAAAACUGAAGUAAGGCUAGCAGAGGAAGAAAGUAAGAAAAUUAUAGAAAUGAAAAGGAUAGAAACUGAGCGCAUAAUCAAGGAGAAUGAAUUAGAAACUCAAAAAGAAAUAGAAGAAAUAAAGUUAAAAGAAGAGAGUGAGCAGAAUCGAUUGCAGCGUAUAGCUGAUAGUGAAAUGCAAGAAAAGCAAUUGAAAUCGGAAGAAGAAAGGCAGGAAAAAGAGCUGAUAAAUACCAAAGCAAUAGAAGACCAUCGCACCAACACUGUGGCAGCAACAAAAAAGCAUAUUGCAGAUAAGCAGCAUCAGACAGCAGUAGAAGUAACACAGAUAAAAGCAAAAACAGCAUUAGAAGUAACACAGAUAAAAGCAAAAACAAUCAGUGAAAUGGAGAAAGAUAGAAUGAAAGCUGUUGAAAGUGCAGAAAAAAGCAGGAAUGAGCUUAUAUUCCAAAUACUCACUAGUGGUGCCAAGGUAGAUCCAGCAAUGUUACAAAUGAUGGGUGUCAAGAUGCUAGAUUCAUCUGUUUAUGAAUCUGCAGCUCCAGAAUCAAUGGCUAGCUUUAACACAACUGCAAUUGAAUCAGACCCUGAUGGUAAAAAGGAAGAAAAGGAGGAAGCAGAGAGUGAUGACAAAGAAACAAAGAGUAUCAUGGCAGUUGCUGCUGAUGAAAAUAAAGCAAUCAACUAACAAUGACCAAUUUUGACCAUUGAUAUGAUUUUGCAUUGUUUAUCUGCUAUUAACAUUAUUAAUUAAGCUGUU
Messenger RNA from Amphimedon queenslandica, 1106 nucleotides. RefSeq lists its product as uncharacterized. Lineage: Eukaryota; Metazoa; Porifera; Demospongiae; Haplosclerida; Niphatidae. The coding region runs from base 36 to 1034 and encodes 332 amino acids. The transcript has a single exon. The record is from RefSeq and is a predicted model, not a curated record.